ACUUAGGUAAAAGCGAUAGGGUAGCCUAGUAACUCGGUUGUUAUCAACGGCUUCUACCCACAGCAUAAAUUACAGACAGCUUUCAGCCAAGUAUAAAAGGCGAAUUUCAAUCAUGUUCCCCAAUACUCGUCAGUGACUGCAAGUUGCUAACACGCCGAGACAGAGAGAAAGAUGUCUCCUGGCUUCAAGGUUCCGCUACACAUCGUGCUGCUGUGGAUGGUGAUUCUCCAGGGACACGGCAGAUACAUUGAGAAAAAUGAAAUAAUCGAGGACACUCUAGGGCUCCUCAACUCGGAGCUGAAGCGAGAACUUUCUCAAGGUUACAUCUACAGCCGAAGUCUGAAAUGCAUUGACAUGUUGAGUCUUGAUGGCCGGUUCACAUUCAGUGCAGAUCGACCACAGCUCCAUUGUGCUAUCUUCUUCAUUGGCAGCCCAGAUGAGAUUAUCUCCCUUGAAUAUAAUUAUGUCAAUAUAGACUGUCAAGGUGGAGAUUUCCUCAAGGUCUUUGAUGGCUGGAUAUUGAAGGGGGAAAAGUUUCCAAGCGCCGUAGACCACCCUCUCUCCACCUCAGAGCGUUACUUUGAUUUCUGUGAUAGUAACAACAUCAAGACAAUAAUCAGAUCCUCUCAAAAUGUGGCAAUGCUGUUCUUCAGAAUUCACAUGUCUGGAAAUGGAUUUUCCUUAACAAUAAAGAAAUUAAGCAAUCCUUUCCCUUGCAAUGUGAUAUCUCAGACUCCUGAUGGAAGGUUCACAAUGGUCAUUCCUCACCAGAAGAGAAACUGCAGCUUUUCCAUCAUUUACCCAACAGAAAUCGUGAUCUCUGAGCUGACCCUGGGACAUUUCAAUGACCUGCAGAUACCUGUUAAAAGCUGUGGUGGAGCAACUGAUUUUGUGCAACUUUUGGGAGGGAAUAGACUGGACCCGAGCCAGAUGUACCCAGUGGCUGACAUUUGCUACUCAUUCAGUGGACCAGCACAAAUUAAGAUUGGGUGUGACAACACCGUAGUGCGCAUUGUGUCCAGCGGCAAGUAUAUAAAUCGCCUUACGUUUGAGUACCGCCAGCUGAGGCAGUACGAGAUGGACAAACAAAAUGAAAACGGGGUUGAGGAUUUCUGCUACGCUGCAGAGUGAGUGGAUUUCUCUGUACAGACUCCACCUGCUCUUUGAUUAAAGGAGAAAAGCUGUGGCAUUGUUGUAAUUCUGUCAAAAGUGUGAGAUCUGUAGUGGUCAUCUGUUACUACCUUGUUAAUUCAUUUAUUAGAACUUUGCCGGGUAGCUGCUGCUUUAUCUUCCCGAUUAAUGAAUGAACUCUUGUGGUGAGCUCUUGCUGCUUUGCCAGUGAGUUAGUCAGCAAGUGUUAUGUUUAAGGCAGACCAGCAGCCAGAAUGGUUAUUAGGCUGACAGGAAAAAAAAAUCAUUGCUUGCUAAGACUUUAUUUGAUUCGAUUGUGAUAGCAAAGUAUAUUUACUUCAUAUUUAUUGCUUAGAAAUGAUGCUGUCACACUGGACCACCAGCACUGUAUAAAACACUUUGUGAGGCAAUCAAGUAUUAUGUAAAUAAAGAUAAUUAACAGCA
Rhincodon typus (whale shark) is the source of this 1575-nucleotide messenger RNA. RefSeq names its product corticotropin releasing hormone binding protein (gene crhbp). Gene Ontology annotation, biological process: negative regulation of corticotropin secretion; hormone-mediated signaling pathway; negative regulation of corticotropin-releasing hormone receptor activity. Gene Ontology annotation, molecular function: corticotropin-releasing hormone binding. Lineage: Eukaryota; Metazoa; Chordata; Chondrichthyes; Orectolobiformes; Rhincodontidae. The transcript is spliced from 7 exons. The record is from RefSeq and is a predicted model, not a curated record. The coding region runs from base 172 to 1131 and encodes 319 amino acids.